Messenger RNA from Thalassophryne amazonica, 2523 nucleotides. RefSeq names its product actin-binding LIM protein 1-like. Bases 72 to 1934 code for a protein of 620 amino acids. Gene Ontology annotation, biological process: cilium assembly; cytoskeleton organization; lamellipodium assembly. Gene Ontology annotation, cellular component: stress fiber; actin cytoskeleton. The record is from RefSeq and is a predicted model, not a curated record. Gene Ontology annotation, molecular function: actin filament binding. NCBI's taxonomy places the organism in Eukaryota, Metazoa, Chordata, Actinopteri, Batrachoidiformes, Batrachoididae. The transcript is spliced from 21 exons.
UCCUGCCCUCUGAGGUUUGUUCCCCUCCUCGUUCCUCUGGAGCAGCAGUCCUGGUUGCUCCUCUCCUCACUAUGAUCGGCUGCAGCAAACUCACCCACGCUGAUGAACAGAUACAAGCUGUCAUGACACCAAAAGUGCUGCACAGUCAGAAUGGUGGCCCCACCUGUCCUCCAGCGGGAAAACGGAUCAUCCACUGUUUCAGAUGUGGGGAACCAUGCAAAGGAGAAGUACUGCGUGUCAAGACCAACCACUUCCACAGAAAGUGUUUCACUUGUAUAGUGUGUGGCUGUGACUUGGUGCAGACCAGCUUCUUCAUGAAGAAUAGUGACUGCUUGUGUCCACUGGACUUCCACAGGCUCCACGGCACGCUCUGCACCAAAUGUGGGGACUACGUGCACGGGGAGGCGACCACAGUCUUAGGAAAGACCUACCACCCGGCCUGCUUUGUGUGCACCGUAUGCAACCAACGUUUUUCUGCAGGUGAACGUGUCACCUUCAGUGGGAAAAACUGUCUGUGUCAGACCUGUGUCCAUCCCUGGUCUCCUACUUCAAAUAUUGGCUAUUCCAAAAACUGCAACGGCUGUGGCAGAGACAUAAAGAAUGGCCAGGCUCUGCUGGCUCUGGGUGGUCAGUGGCACCUCGGAUGCUUCCAGUGCAAAACAUGCAGAAAAGUGCUGAGUGGAGAAUACAUCAGCAAGGAUGGUUUUCCAUACUGUGAGAAGGAUUACCAGAGUCAGUUUGGGGUCCAAUGUGAAGUGUGUCAGAAGUUUAUCAUGGGCAAAGUCCUAGAGGCAGGGAAAAGAAAUUAUCACCCAACCUGUGCAAGAUGCAGCCAGUGUGACAAAAUGUUCACAGAAGGAGAAGAAAUGUUUCUGCAAGGAUCUGAAAUGUGGCAUCCGGACUGCAGAGAAAACAGAAAUGAUGAGAGUUACAGGAUUCCUUCAGGCAUCAGAUCAAAAACAUCCACUCUUGAUUUCUUUUUCCCCCCCAGUGAGCUAAAGGUUGAAACUCCCAACAGAUCUGCAUCUGGAAGCCCCUGUUCCAGACCAGGCUCAAGUAUUAGGGGUAGCCCUGGAAGGACACUCUGCGCAAAAGUAGAUAAUGAGAUCAUUGAUUACCGAGAUUUAGCAGCCAUUCCCAGAGUCAAGGCCAUAUAUGAUAUAGAACAUCCUGAUAAGAUAUCCUAUAACAACAAGUCAUCCACUCUGGCCAACAAGGGAAACAUACAAGGCAGGCAAACCCCUGAAGAGUCCCCACAGACUGUAUCUCAGACCACCCAGUCUUGUGAUAUGAAACAACACAUACCUGAAUCGAAAAGCCACGGAUCCUUCGGAUUUCAUGGGAUGCAUAAUCGUCAUAGCUACACACCGCCUGUGUCGAAAUCACCACAACACUUCCACCGGCCAGGGAUGACACUUUCAGACUCCUUACAUUCUGGCAGCAAUGACAACUGUCCCUCCCCUUCUUUGUGUCACACCUUUGUCCCUCACACUGAAGAAGAAGGCUUCAACAUGUACAGGAAACCUCCAAUUUACAAACAGCAUGACGUGAGUCCCACCACCACCCAAACAGCUUCUUUGCCGAGAUACGGUUACAACAGCCUUAAUCUGCCGCAGCAAACUGAAAUCCCCCAGUACAACAGCAACAGAGCCGGCGAUGUGAUGCUCAUCCCUGAUGGUCUGCGUCCACUGUCACAAAUGGACAGAGGAGUGUCUAUGCCUAAUUUGUCCGAACAAAAAGUUUACCCGUACGAAAUGCUCACAGUUGCCAACAGAGGACGUGUGAAGCUUCCAAAGGAUGUUGACAGAACAAGACUGGAGCGUUACCUGUCACCGCAUUCAUUCUUUAACAUCUUUGACAUGACCAUAGAGGAGUUCGACACACUUCCACUUUGGAAAUGCAACGAUAUGAAGAAGAAGGCUAACCUAUUCUAAAAGCUCGCAAAAGUGUGUUUUAAUCUAACACCCAGGGACUGUUUUAACACUUAUUUGUCUUCAACUGUAGCAUGUAACGUAGCGUCAAUGGCUGACUUUCCAGAAUAUUCCACACAUAGUGAUUGAGACAACUGCUUCAGAAUGAUUCACACUCGAAAACAAAGUUAACGAUUCAUUUCAAACGAUGGUUGACUGUUGUGAAUUGCUCUAACAGAUAAACAAAGCAGUUGCUUCUGAAAAGCAUUUCCUGUUUUAAAAGGCUUGAAACAUUAAAUAAAACAGUUGCUACAGAAAACGAUCCACUGGUUUGAAACACUUGAAUAUUUAUUUGUACAGAAAAUUAUUCACUAUUUGAAAAUGUGUGAAACACUCAUGAAAAAAAGUGUAAAAAUGCGUAAAAAUAGAUUUUGGUGAUACAGAAAGGUUGCAAUGCUGCGAUGGAACCAUCAAGUCAACAAAUACCCCCCCACCCACCCCUUCCCAAAUUUCUGGCUUCAUCCCUUGUACAUAAAUAAUGUAGUUACAUCACCUUGACAUUAGUGUUGCAACUUACCACCCUGAGCCCUCAAUUAAUUACAGUUUGUGCAAA